CCAUAUUAUGUCAAUAACUCCCCGACCUAUCACUGCAGAUUUUUAGCCAAUGCUACAGCCAGUAUUGCAGUUUUAUCACCAACGAAAGUUCUAAACUAGAAUUCUCCAUCAAAAUGGUGAUACUCCACAUAAAGCGAGGCGACGAGAGCCAGUUCCUCUACGAGACAGUGGUCACGCAAGCGGUAGACGACGUGGUGAGCGACGUGGCGGUGAUCUUCAACGGACGGCUGAAGGUGGAGAGGAUCUGCUAUGAGCUGGAAGAGUUGGGGAAGUAUGGGACUUACCAGCCUCCGGAGAUGCAGGGGUUGACUGAGGAGCAGAUAACGGAGCUAAAACUCCAAGACCCGUGGGCCAAAAAGUGCGCCCCACAGAACUACGUCAUAGAGAAGGAUCCACUAGGCCGGCGCUGUGGGCUGGCGCCCCCCCCACACAUGCAGACAGUGCUGACGACAGCUGCUGGCGUGGCCAAGGAGUGCGUUAGUAAGAAACAUGUGGACCUCCGCAAACCACUCACUCAAAAAGACGUGGCGCGCGCUCUAGCCGAACUCCGCGGGGCGACACAGAUCGUGUUUCCUGGUGGUCUCCCUCCCCACGACCCUGUGAGGAUGGAGCUGGACAAUGUGGAGGAUCUGACGGAGAAGCAGGCGGGGAAGGAGGUCAUCGACCCCGCCAGGGCGUGUCUGUGGGUGUGCGGGAAGAAACUGUUGGCGGGGAAUAAGUUGAGCGACCAUUUGGGUACCAACGACAAGUGCAAGGUGGUGGCCAAGCUGUGCCACGCGGCCGAGCCCGCGCCGGGAAGGGAACCCGUGAUGACGGAGGACGAGAGGAAAGAUCUUAUGCUCCACGCUUAUAGAAAACAAGAAGAAUGGAAGAAGCUGGAGGCAGACGAUGACGACCACUACAUGGACUCCAGGUGGGCUGACGGGGCACAGAUGAAGAAGCAACUCCACGGCCUCAAUGACAUAUCUUGGAAACCGACAGUCUUCAAGAAGUAAACAGUAAACGGUAUCGUACGCACCGCUCCAAACGGCUUGUCACAAAUGUAUGUAGAAACGACCUCGGCAAUGCCAAUGAAGUAGACGCAUUUGU
This is a messenger RNA of Plutella xylostella (diamondback moth), 1089 nucleotides long. Its product is annotated as cilia- and flagella-associated protein 298-A. Gene Ontology annotation, biological process: regulation of cilium movement. NCBI's taxonomy places the organism in Eukaryota, Metazoa, Arthropoda, Insecta, Lepidoptera, Plutellidae. The record is from RefSeq and is a predicted model, not a curated record.